AUGGGACAGGAUCAGACCAAGCAGCAGAUCGAGAAGGGGCUCCAUCUAUACCAGUCGAACCAGACGGAGAAGGCGCUGCAGGUGUGGGUGCGAGUGUUGGAGAAGAGCUCUGACCUGGUGGGGCGUUUCCGGGUGCUGGGCUGCCUGGUCACGGCCCACUCGGAGAUGGGCCGCUACAAGGAGAUGCUGAAGUUUGCCGUGGUGCAGAUCGACACUGCACGGGCGCUGGAGGACGCCGACUUCUUGCUCGAGAGCUACCUGAACCUGGCGCGCAGCAACGAGAAGCUAUGUGAGUUCCACAAGACCAUCUCCUACUGCAAGACGUGCCUCGGCCUGCCGGGCACCAGGGCGAGUGCCCAGCUCGGCGGCCAGGUCAGCCUAAGCAUGGGCAAUGCCUUCCUGGGCCUCAGCGUCUUCCAGAAGGCCCUGGAGAACUUCGAGAAGGCCUUGCGCUAUGCGCACAACAACGACGACACCAUGCUCGAGUGCCGGGUCUGCUGCAGUCUGGGCAGCUUCUAUGCCCAGGUCAAGGACUAUGAGAAAGCCCUGUUCUUCCCCUGCAAGGCUGCCGAGCUGGUCAACGACUAUGGCAAAGGCUGGAGCCUCAAGUACCGAGCCAUGAGCCAGUACCACAUGGCUGUGGCUUACCGCCUACUGGGCCACCUGGGCAGUGCCAUGGAGUGUUGUGAGGAGUCCAUGAAGAUCGCCCUGCAGCACGGGGACCGGCCCCUGCAGGCCCUCUGCCUGCUUUGCUUCGCUGACAUCCACCGGAGCCGAGGGGACCUGGAGACUGCCUUCCCCAGGUAUGACUCUGCCCUAAGCAUCUUAACUGAAAUCGGAAACCGCCUGGGCCAAGUGCAGGUGCUGCUGGGUGUGGCCAAAUGCUGGGUGGCCAGGAAGGUGCUAGACAAGGCCCUGGACACCAUUGAGAGAGCCCAGGACCUGGCCGAGGAGGUGGGCAACAAGCUGAGCCAGCUGAAGCUGCACUGUCUGAGCGAGCGCAUCUACCGAAGCCAGGGCUUGCAGCGGGAGCUGCGUUCCGAGGUCGUGCGCUUCCAUGAGUGUGUGGAGGAGACAGAGCUGUACUGCGGCCUGUGCGGGGAGUCCAUUGGCGAGAGGAACAGCCGGCUGCAGGCCCUGCCCUGCUCCCACAUUUUUCACUUCAGGUGCCUGCAGAACAACGGGACUCGGAGCUGCCCCAACUGCCGCCGCUCAUCCAUGAAGCCUGGCUUUGUGUGAGCCCCCAGCCACCACUCUUCC
Suncus etruscus (white-toothed pygmy shrew) is the source of this 1260-nucleotide messenger RNA. It is a transcript of the gene RAPSN, whose product is annotated as receptor associated protein of the synapse. Bases 1 to 1239 code for a protein of 412 amino acids. Gene Ontology annotation, cellular component: synapse. Lineage: Eukaryota; Metazoa; Chordata; Mammalia; Eulipotyphla; Soricidae. The transcript has 8 exons. The record is from RefSeq and is a predicted model, not a curated record. Gene Ontology annotation, molecular function: acetylcholine receptor binding; protein-membrane adaptor activity. Gene Ontology annotation, biological process: chemical synaptic transmission.